This is a messenger RNA of Acinonyx jubatus (cheetah), 6539 nucleotides long. Its product is annotated as olfactory receptor 481. Lineage: Eukaryota; Metazoa; Chordata; Mammalia; Carnivora; Felidae. Gene Ontology annotation, cellular component: membrane. The record is from RefSeq and is a predicted model, not a curated record. Gene Ontology annotation, molecular function: G protein-coupled receptor activity; olfactory receptor activity; odorant binding. The transcript is spliced from 10 exons. Bases 3328 to 4260 code for a protein of 310 amino acids. Gene Ontology annotation, biological process: sensory perception of smell; G protein-coupled receptor signaling pathway.
CCCACCCCCUUGGCGCCCUAGGAGUUCCCUGUCGCGUGACUCUCUCUCUGCCCCGCCCUGCCCCUAGGGGCCGCAAGCGACUAGGGGCUGCCACUGCUGCGGGGUCCCCGUUCCCAGGGGCCAUCCCUUGUUUAUUCGUGGCCCCCUCUCCAUCCUGCCCUUCUUCCUGCACCCUCUGAGCAGCGCGGACGGAGAACCUCCUCUCUGCACCUUGUGGAAACUUUGCCAAGGCUGGAGGAAAGGAGGGGCGUCUGAGUGCACCCCUGCGCACUCUAGAUGCACCCUUUGCAUGUUCACGUUCUGCCGGGUUUGGCUCCUCUUUUACUGCUCUCCCGAAACACACCAUGAGCACACGUCUCACUCUCUAAAUCCAGUGUGGUCCUAAGGCCUGACAACGAGUAUGGGUUCACAAAAUGCUGAAAAAAAAGAAAGAGUGAACAUCUGUCACUGUUUUAGCCUGUAUGAGGCUCUGCCUCCACAAAACCUUCUCCAGUGGGGGGACCAGCCACCUCCACUGCCGAGAUUCCCCUGGGGAGGACUGAUGCUGUGGCCAAAUCAAAGCUUGAGGAGCCUAUGCUCUCUAAACAAUUUCCAGGCUGUUGUGGGCUUUUUGAUUGCUUUUUGACCUUGAAAAUGAUUUAGUUCCAUUUUAUUCCUGAACGGAUGGCCACUUCUGAGGUCCUAGCUGUUAAGCCUAAAUUGUGGUAGGUUGAACAAUGAACUUCUCCAAAUAGACUCACAUCCUAAAUCGUAGAACCUGUGAACACUGCCCUAUGUGGCAAAAGCAGCUUUGUUACUAUGAUUAACUUCAAGAUCUUGAGAUGGGGACACAGUCCUGGAUUGUCCAGUGGGCCUGACAUGAUCACAGUAUUCCUUAUGUGACAGAAGCAGGAAGAAAUAGAGAAGGCAGUGUGAUGCCAGAAGCAGCAGCUGGAGUGACCAGUUUUGAAGAUGGAAGGAGGGUCCACAGACCAAGGAAUGCAGGCAGGCUCUGGAAUCGGAAAAACGCAAGAGAAAGGAUUUCCCCCCGAGAGCCUUUGGAAGCGACCAGCCCUGCUGAUACCUUGACUUUAACCCAGUGAAACUGAUUUUAUACUUCUGGCUUCUAGAACUGUAAGAGAAUACAUUUGUGCUGUUCAAAGAUAGCAAAGUUGUGGCAAUUCGUUGUAGCAACAAUGGGAAACUAAUAUACUAAAUGAACCAUUGUUUUGUCUCAUAGGGCUUGUUUGUUUAUACUUGGCUUUAUUCCAGAAAUAUAUUUCCUGUGAUUUGGAUCAGAAAAACCAGGCAGUGCUCCUCCCCUCUGGUGCUGAUGCUCUUGUUGCUCUAACCCUGGGACUCUUUUCUCCCGUGAACCACCUCCCUCAGUAGCCUCCUGCUGCUACUAACGUCUUCAGCUUGUUUUCUCUGCCAGACCAUAUGAGCGGCCCACCCACUCCAUCCCUUCCUCCUCACCCUGGCUCUGGCCUGUCCUUUGUGCAUUGUGCAAAAAUGUCAUCCUGAACAAAGGGUCUCAGGAGACAAACCUAGUUGACUGGGGUGAGCUUUAUGAGAGAACACUGAUGGACCACCUCACCCAUUCCAAGCACCCAGUGCCAUGACCAGUGUAAAACAUUGCUUGAAUUGGAGUUUCUUUGGUUUUCCUGUUUAAGGAUUUCAAACUCAAGUGUCGUGAUACCACCUGAUCAGAAUUCCCCACCCUGCAGAAUCAGAAUUCUGCACCCUGCAGGUGAGCAGAGAACGAUAGCAGCGCCUUGCUUUCUGGACCAUCUUCAGCCUUGACUUGUAGAACCGAAGAAAUGUGGCAUGGAAAACCUUGCAUUUACCUGGUGAUCUGGGGCUGACGUGGGCCUGACGGAGUAAGAUGGUAGAAAGGAAGUUCUGACAUCUGAUUAAGAGAAGUGGCAUACAAGUUCUUACCUUCAGCUGAGCGGCCCCAGCCUGCAGUUGUACAAAUAAAUCCAGCCUCAAAUUCUUCCUUUGGCUCUGGAAGACACAUUGGGCCCACAAACUGGCCUGAAGAAAAGAGCAGGACAGGGUUUGUCUCAUCCACGGAGGAGAGGACACCCUAAGCCACUCACCAUUUGACUGUUACCCUAAUAAUAUGAACAAUGCCUGUGAGUGAAGAGAAAGAAAGAAAAGUAUAAGAUAUAGAAGAGUCCAGAUGAAGAGAUUUGGGAGAAAAACAAGUGCAAUUUUUGUCUUAGGGGCUGAAAGUUUGGGAUGGCAUUUCCAAUUUUUGGAGCAAGCCAAUAGUGCAUAUGAUUAUUCUGAACACACAUUUUCUGGAACUCGAUGGAUGGACAUCUUGAGGGACUUGGAUCCUGGCCCACACUCAUGAGAUAUCUGGUUAUGAGGAAACUGAGUGGAGACCAUGGUCUAUGCUGCCUGACACAUUGUCAGAUAUUGGAUUUAAAUCUUUAUGCAAGUGGAAAGUGGCAGGUUGUUCGAGAAGAGUGGAGAGGAGAGAAGAUGUCCUGAUUCACACACCACAGUGGUGUAAGGCUAGAAGGGUUGCCAGGUCAUUCUUUUCAGCAUGUUUUCAAGGAGAGCCUAGAAAGCCCUGCCUGAUAAUCACCCUGCUUCUUUACCUGGCUGAACCCUCUAAUCCUUAUUCCUCAACUUGGGCAACACCUCAACUGAGAAGUCUUCCUUCGUUUCCUCAAGCUGUGGCAGUCCACGAUGUCAUCUAAGGAUUGGCUGAUUCCUUCUCAUCCCUUCAAGGUCUCUCAGUAUAAUGCAAGCCAGACUAUGCACCUGCCCUCAGUGCUUGGUAUUUUCAUCCACAUCAUAUCAUUUAACACAAGAAUCACAUAAGGAAAAGGAUCAAGUCAGAAAAACAUGUCAAAAUCAACUCGAUACUUUUUGGUCCAGUAAUUGGAUAAAUGGUGAUAGUAUUUACUGAAAAGAGAAUACUGGUACAGAGGCACAUUUGGGAUGAGGGUAGAAAAUCAAGAGCUGACCUUUCUAUAAUCACUUAGGUUAUUUACAGUUUAUGUUAUUACAAUCAAUAUUGCUGUAACAUCAUUUUACAUAUUCUUGUACACAUGGGGAAGACUUACUCUACAGUAUUUUAUACAGUAUAGGAGUAAAAUAGCUGAAUUCUAAGGUAAUCGAGUCUCCAAUUUUAAUAUAUUCAUGGAAUUUGAAAAGAAAAUUUGUGUGCACAAAGUAUUCUAGAAGUGAGGCAAAGUUACCAUUUAAAAAUUUUAAUUGUAGGGUUCUCUACAGGUAUCUUCAUUAAAUUAAGAUACCCCAUUAAUGUGGGGUAAUUUCAACCAUUUUAAACUCUGGUUCUGAUUUCAAUAGCCACCAUUAAAUGAAUAGAUGGAAAACCACACAGCAGUGACAGAGUUCAUUAUUCUGGGAUUAACAGAUAAUCCCACACUAUGUGCCAUCUUCUUUGUGAUUUUUCUGGGAGUUUAUGUAGUUACCAUAGUGGGAAAUAUCAGUAUAAUCAUCUUAAUCCGAAGCAGCCCACAGCUGCACACCCCAAUGUACCUUUUUCUCAGCCAUUUGGCCUUUGUGGACAUUGGGUAUUCCACGUCAGUCACGCCAAUCAUGCUAAUGAGUUUUUUAAGAGAGAAAACAACUAUCCCUAUCACUGGUUGUAUAGCCCAGCUUGGCUCUGAUGUCACUUUUGGGACUACAGAAUGCUUCCUGCUGGCUACCAUGGCCUACGAUCGCUAUGUGGCCAUCUGCUCUCCCUUACUCUACUCCACCCAGAUGUCCUCAGUGGUCUGCUUCCUCCUACUGGGGGCUUCCUACCUGGGUGGAUGCAUGAACGCUUCAUCAUUUACAAGCUGUCUGAUGAAUCUAUCUUUCUGUGGACCAAAUAAAAUCAACCAUUUUUUCUGUGACCUCUUUCCACUCUUGAAGCUUUCUUGUGGCCAUGUUUUUAUUGCUGAAAUAUCUCCCGCCAUCUCUUCUGCAUCCGUCCUCAUAAGCACACUGUUUACCAUAAUUGUGUCCUACAGCUACAUCCUCCACUCAAUUCUGAAUAUGCGCUCUACUGAGGGGAGGAAGAAGGCCUUCUCAACCUGCACUUCCCACCUCACUGCCGUCACUUUGUUUUAUGGGACAGUUUUGUUCGUUUAUGUGAUGCCCAAGUCCAGUUAUUCAGCUGAUCAGGUCAAAGUGGCCUCUGUCAUCUAUACAGUGGUGGUCCCCAUGUUGAAUCCCCUCAUCUACAGUCUGAGGAACAAGGAGGUGAAAGGGGCCAUGAGAAAACUAAUGGCCAGAACACACUGGUUUUCCUGAAUCAGAUCAGAUAUAAAUCCAUAAAUAACAAAGCAAUGAUUUGGGGAAACAUUUGUGCUGGAUACUUUAAUGAUAUUUAUCAUUAACUUCAUCACUUUGAUAGUGAAGAACUCCUAUAAAUGUAAAAAGCCAAUGUUUACUUCCAUAUAGAAAGUUAAAUGUAUCAUUUAAUGUGGAAAUUUGUUUCAUUCAAAUUAAAUAUGAACUUUUCAAGGUAAGAAUACCUGCUUGCAAAAUAGUUUCAUUAAUCAGUUGUGACUCCUAUAUUAAAUACAGAGAGCUAUUUCCACCAAAGAUCAAAUUUAAUUGAAUUCCAUCUAGUUAAAUAACAUUUGGGAAAAAAAUUUGUCCCCAACAGAUCUGUAAUAAAAGAUAAUAUUGACAAGUCAGGACGUUCAGGCCACUUCCUUUAAAGGUACUGCCCUGCCUUUGUCAAUGUAUAUUUAAACAUUUGGGAACAUUGAUGUUCAUGUCUCCAGAAAGCCUCUAUGUCCACUUUAUUGAAGCGAGAGCAAAGAUCAUGAUUCCUCUGCUUGGCCAUUAAGAGAUCCAACCCAGAUAACACAGAAGAGACCUUGUAUACACCUGUGCUGACUCUUUUUACAAUGUAAGUCUUACCAGAUGAGUCUAGGGUAAGAUUUCAGAAGCUGAGGUUUCUUUGGAGGGGGAGACUGGGACAUUGGGACUUUGUUUCAGCAAUAAUUUAUAGGUAGGAGGCACGAAAUUAUGGGUCAGGCAAAUAAUACGUUUGCCACACAUUUUGUAAUGUCUCUCAAGGAGGCGUCCACUGUCCCUGCUUCUUCCACUGACCUUUUGGCGCUUAUGAUCCCGUCUGGUUAUGGCAGUUGCCUCUAAAUUGAUUCCCUGCCUCCUGUAUGCCUUUCACAAUGAUUUAUGAUUAAUAUUUUAGCUAAUAUAUUUUGUUAGCAUAUGAAUGAUGUCAGACAAAUUCUGAGACACUUUGGAGGGACCACUUUGCGAGCUGAGCUGGUAAAGCGCCAAAGUCAGCACGGACACAGCCCUUUGCAAAGAGAGGGCUCCCAAAGGUAUGACUUCAGUCUUGGAAAAGGGCAUGUUCGAGUCACGGUGGGAGAUCUGCACUCUGGUGGUUGAAGUUUUUCGCUGAGUGUUUCUGGAAGUCUUUGUCUUCUUCUUUCCUCCUAUACUUUGCUUUUCACCAGGAUUCAUCUUCAGCCCUCUUCCCUCUCCUCCUCCCCAUGAUCCCCAUAGGUAAUCUUAUCUUCUCCCAUGAGCUCAGCUGCCACUGGUGUGGUGAGAGUCCCUACACACCUUCCUUGAAGGACAGAUGAACUUCUUCACUGGCCUUUCCCCCCAAGACUCUCAAACUCAGUGUGCCCUGACUGUAUUUAUCGUAUUUCUCACAAAAUUAUUCCUUUUCCUCUGGUUCUUUCCCAAUUAGUGGCAACUCUUUGUAAGGCCUAGUACUGCAAGACAUUUGGGGCAACUCUCACCGCACACCCAUCAAAAUAGUCUGCCUCCCUCCACCCCAUUCCUUCUGUCAGAUGGAAGACAUGUUGCAUACUGGUGUCUCCCAUAUCUAAGUCUCUUCUGUCUAAGCACGUAAAGACUCCCCAGUUGAUUGUGGUAAGUCCAUACUGAGAUUUUUUCCUUCAUACUUCCACUUGAAGGGAUUCAAUAAUCCAAUCACCCAGAUGUAGGAUGUGUGGCACUGUUACAACUUUUAGUGGAGAGGAUAGGCGUCGACACUUAUCUUUUCCCUCCCAAGUUCUCAAUCAACCGAGGAGAUGACAAAAAGAGAAGGCAUAUGGGAGAGCAAAAAUAUUAACCUAUAUCAAUGAAGGAGCUGAUAUUAGAGUAGGUGACACAUAUUUGUGGACACGUGCUUUCAUGUUCUGAAUCCCAGAAUCUGACACUCCCCUUCCCUGUCCCUGGUCUCUGCAGUGAGAGUAGGCCUGUCUCCAUCCAUUUAUAUCAUGGCCAAGAGCAGCCCAGAGCACUGAGGGCAGACUCACUCCCAAGAGAAAGGGGAAGGCAAAAGGCUGGGAUUUCUGUUAUGGGUUGAAGUGUGUCCCUCAAAAAUUCAUCCUAACCACCAGUAUCUCAGAGUGUGAUCUUACCUGGGAAUAUGGUUGUUACAGGUGUAAUUAGUUAAGAUGAAGUCAUAUUGGAGGAGGCUGGGCUUCUAAUCCAAUAUUACUGGUAUCCUUAUUUUUUUUUAAAAAAAGAAGAAUUUGGAUACAGACAGCACACAGGAGGAACCUCAUAUGAAAAUAAAAACAGAGAAGUGGGUUAUGCUU